GUUUUGAAUUUGUUGUCGCAUUGAAACGUUCGAGCGCUUACGAGAUUUUCUUUCUUUUUUCUGUCUAAAAUUUUUCUUCUCCGUUCAUCAUCAAAGGUUUUUUUUUUGUUAUUUCUUACCAUCGAAGUAGAACGGAGAACUUUGAAAAACUGCUCAUAAAUUCACAGUGAAUAGUCGCCAUAUUAUUUAGAAAGUAAAAUUUUGAAACUCAGAAAGAAUCUUGUUCUCCUGACUAAAGUGCCAUCGAUCGCUAUUUUUAAAGAGCAAUCAUAAUAAAUUAAACUGAUAAAAGACGAAGAAUCCGUAAGCAGUCUAUCGAAACUUAAAAGCCAAGUGCAGUUCAACAUAUAAAAAGAUAUAUAGAAAAGUGUUCAAGCAACCAGCUGAUGUAAAGUGACUACAUAGUCUUGAAAAAUUAAUGAUUACAAAUUGUGCUUUAUACGAAAUAAAUUAUGGAUCGCACAGAUUAUUGUUUUGGAAGAAUUGAUCCAUUUGAUAACAGAACACCAUACAGAUGUGCUCUAAAGGAGAGAGGAAUCGCCCCAGGAUUGAAAAUGGGCAAAAGUGAAACAAUCGACGAAAAAUUUGUUCCACAGCCAGUGGGAAAGUUUGAAAGUUAUUUGAAUGCUUUACUUGCUGACCUUCAAAACACGGUGCCUGGCGCCCAUUUGACUCCCGUCAAUGGAACAGCUAAUGGAACAUCCGGAUACGGAUGCUUGAAAGGUGUCAGAAGAAAGGAACCUCAGAAUGGUUCGGCUUAUGAAAACGGAAAUUUCAACAACAAUCGUCAAACGUCGACGUCGCCAACAUUCAAUUCGUUGCCACGAACUUCGACGCCACAAAAUAAAGCUCUUUAUAGUAACGGAACUGGUUCAGCAACAAGUGGAAAUUUAAGUGAAUUGGACUCGUUAUUGCAGGAUCUUAGUAAUGCACGUUAUGGUGGUGGAAUUGAGAAGAAACAUGUCAAUCAUUCACAUGCUAGUGUGCCAAUGAACGGACAACCAAAUCCUGGCUUGUCACAGGACAUUAUCGAUCAAAUUCAGCGUCCAUCAGUCGACAGUCUGUUAGACGAACUUAGCAAUGCUCGAAGUGUUAGUCCAGUGUAUGCUGUGCCACAUGAUGGAGCUGAUGGAAAACCAAAAGCAGGUCGUCAUGUGACAAUUACUGUAAAGGAAACAACAACGGAGCGUGUUUCAGGAACUCCUAGUCAAUCACGAUCCCAAAGUUCGUUGAGCCAAACAUCUCCAGCAUUGCACAAUGCAUCAACAGCAACGAAAGAAUUGGAUGAUUUGAUGGCUUCGUUAUCAGAUUUUAAGAUUAAUCCAUCGCAACAGCAACAACAACAACAAUCAGUAACAGAUUACGUGAAACCAACAAAAGGCGUCACUCAUUAUCAAGUUAGCGAAGAUACAAUUGUUGAAACAACGUUCGACAAAGGCGAACCCCGACGAGAUCAACUUGAGUUUAUGCUUGGUAAUCUUCAAGCAGAUAUGUCACGUCAAGGUGUAAACACAAUGCAAAAAGGAUGUUGUAGUGCAUGCGAUAAGCCAAUUGUGGGUCAAGUCAUAACAGCACUCGCAAAAACCUGGCAUCCAGAACAUUUUACUUGCAAUCACUGCAAUCAAGAGUUGGGCACAAGAAACUUCUUUGAGCGUGAUGGAAAUCCAUAUUGCGAAGCUGAUUAUCACAAUUUAUUUAGUCCACGUUGCGCAUAUUGUAACGGUCCGAUUUUGGAUAAAUGCGUAACUGCACUUGAUAAAACUUGGCACACCGAGCAUUUCUUCUGCGCUCAAUGCGGCCAACAAUUCGGUGACGAUGGUUUCCAUGAACGCGAUGGAAAACCUUAUUGUCGUAACGAUUAUUUCGAUAUGUUUGCACCAAAGUGUGCUGGAUGUAAUCGUGCGAUCAUGGAAAACUACAUUUCAGCUCUUAACAGUCAAUUCCAUCCGGAUUGCUUUGUGUGCAGAGAUUGCCGACAGCCUUUCUAUGGCGGUUCAUUCUUUGAUCACGAGGGAAUGCCAUAUUGUGAGACACAUUAUCACGCUAAAAGAGGAUCAUUAUGUGCCGGUUGUUCCAAGCCCAUAACCGGUCGUUGCAUAACAGCCAUGUUCAAAAAGUUCCAUCCUGAACAUUUCGUAUGCGCAUUUUGCUUGAAGCAAUUGAACAAAGGCACGUUCAAGGAGCAGAAUGAUAAGCCAUACUGUCAUCAGUGCUUCGACAAGCUGUUCGGAUAAAUGGGAGAAAGAUGUUGUUGAACGAACAAUUGUGCGUGUUUGUUGAGAGUAUUUUUAAUCAAUUUAAUCAUCGAAUCGCGAUUCGAUGGUUUGUUUUUCAUUGAUUUUUGAUACAUGAUUAUAUUGACUUCUACACUACCUACAUAUACAGGAUAAAGUUCCAAUUUCAUUUUAAUUAAAUUCUCAAGAAUCGUGAUUUUAAGUUAUCUGAAAAUGGAUCAAUUUCCUUUGAAUUUAACCAACUUAACAAAUGAAAUAUUACUUCAAUUUUCCAAAUGUAAUGACAAUUAGAAUGAGAGCUUCUAGAAGCUGAGUAGAAGCUUAAAAAUCUUAACACAAAUGUUAAUUCCCUUUUUGUUUUAUUUAUUUUUCUUAUUAUUGACAAUUUGAAAGUCUUUUUAAAUUCAUAAUCUUAUCUUUUGUCUUGUGUAAUCAUCCAGAAAACGCUGCAAGUCAUUAAAAGUACCGAAAAAUAUUGAAAUCAAGUUUCAAAUUUUCUUUUUUCCUUUUUGUAAUUUUCUUCUUCAUCCUUCAUUCUUAUUAAUAAGAAAAGAAAUAAAAGCUUAAGUUGGAGAAAAGUAAAUUAUGUCAAUGGUUAAAUGAAAGAAAAUCUUCCACUCUCCAUUAAUCAUGUUUUAAAAUCACAGAAGAAAAUUAUUUUGUAAUCACAUCAACAAUUAUAGUCAUGUCAUCAUGAAUAUUGUAAAAAAAAUAUGAAAGCAAGAAGUUCCACCCCUAACCUUCCCUCUCUUGUUCUGAUCAAAAAAAAAAUAGAAAGAAGGAAAAUCCUUAAAAGAAAUCAUUCGUGCAUUUUCUUGAUAAAAAAAUUAUUUAUGCAUAGCUGAAAGUUUUCAUAAAGCUCGACUGUUGAGCAACUGAUAAAAGAAUUUUCUUCGUUUUUUCAAUUAAGUGCAGCGUAUUAGAUCAUUGAAUCAAAAGAAAGAAAACAUAACAUGGAAUAAAAUGAAAAUGAUGUCAUAACAAGGAAACAUUUUGAAUCAAUUAGAAUAACUUCCUUAUAAAUACAUAGUUUCUUUUUUAAAAAUUCAUAAGAAAACACUUUUAAAAGCAUUCAAGAAAGUUGCUAAAUAAACAAAAGGAAAUUUUUAGAACCCGUCGAGAUGAAAAGAAGGAAAGCAAAAAUUAAGCAAUCGCGAUAGGAAAACUGCAUAAUCAAGCGUAAAGAAUCCGCUUUUUUAAAAAGUCCUUUUUUUAACUAUGUCUUAUCAUUAUCAUGCUUCGCUGAAGCAUAACGAAAUCAAAAACAAUUAAUCAAAAAUCCAAUGGCCAUAAAAGUUUAACGAAUGAAAGAGUCGACUAAUUAAAAACUUCUUCCUUUUGUUCUCCCUUUUUCCUUUAUUUUGUUUAUUCAAUGUUUUCUCCUUUCUUAACAAAAUAAGGAGUCGUUCUUAAGUUGAGUCACAAUUUAUUUAAAAUCCUGAUGCCAUAACGUUUCAUCCAAUAGAAAUCUUGUGACGCAAUAUUUAAAUAAUAUCAUUAUGUUUUGUUAUAAAAUUUUAUCCUUAUUUGAAUGAAGAAAUAUUCAUUGUGAAGAAAUUGAUAAAAGAAUAUUUGAGAAAUAAAUAACAGUCAAAAAGCA
Messenger RNA from Clunio marinus, 3834 nucleotides. The record is from the annotation of a GenBank genome assembly. NCBI's taxonomy places the organism in Eukaryota, Metazoa, Arthropoda, Insecta, Diptera, Chironomidae.